Saccostrea echinata is the source of this 831-nucleotide messenger RNA. RefSeq lists its product as uncharacterized. The transcript has a single exon. Lineage: Eukaryota; Metazoa; Mollusca; Bivalvia; Ostreida; Ostreidae. The record is from RefSeq and is a predicted model, not a curated record. Gene Ontology annotation, molecular function: nucleic acid binding; zinc ion binding. The coding region runs from base 1 to 831 and encodes 276 amino acids.
AUGCCAACCCUCCCUACGAACAUCAAAGUUGGGUUGUACCAAAUGAAAGUUGAACUGUUCGUCCCAAAUCCGCUUCGAUGUUUCAAAUGCCAGCGAUUUUGGCAUGGACAAAAUAAUUGCAAAGGCACAGAAACAUGUUUCAGGUGUGGUGAAGAGGGACAUGACGGCAAAGGUUGUCAAAAGGAACCUAAAUGCAAGAACUGUAAAGGUAACCAUAUGGCUUCUUCAAAACAAUGUCCUUUAUGGAAAAAAGAAAAAGAAAUUCAAAAAGUAAAAUCUGAGAAAAAAAUACCGUACCCAGAAGCAAAGAAGCUAGUCAACAUGUACAGUGUUCCUAGACCAAAUUUAACAUCAUAUGCAACUGUUUUAAAAUCGUCCUCAAUGAAGGAUGUUUCUACUCAGGUUUCUGAGAAUGAUAUUCUUAAGCAAACCUUAACAUCUAAGAUGUCUACGUCAUCAAAUGACAAAGCUAAAUCUGUUUCGACACCUGCUUCUGCAGGCCCUGCAGCUGUGGCUGCACCAAACCCUGUGGCUACGACUGCAUCAAAGUCAACAGCUGCGGGUAUAUCAAAAUCAUCUGGGAGACAGAAUAGAUCUCCCUCUAAAAACACUAAGAAGCAGUCGAGUGAUCGAUUGCCGAAAGCAGCAAAAGAUCCCGUCGCUCUGCAUAAUAAAUAUGGGGUCUUUGAGGAAAUGGACGUUACACCAUGCCAUUCUUCCUCGGGAGUCCGAAGUGAAUCGCCCAAUAAAAAUAAAGGGAGGAUUUCCCAUCAUAUAAGAAAUAGAAAUGAAUCAUCCUACAUUCAUACAAUGGAAUUGUCGGGGUUUUAG